Ostertagia ostertagi is the source of this 204-nucleotide messenger RNA. The record is from the annotation of a GenBank genome assembly. NCBI's taxonomy places the organism in Eukaryota, Metazoa, Nematoda, Chromadorea, Rhabditida, Trichostrongylidae.
AUGGCCAAUUCGAUGGACUGCAGCUGCCAAAGCGAUGAAUACGGUUCAAAGUUCCGUCACUUUUGGAAUAGCGAACAGAUGCGGGGCUUGGAUUGGGUGGUGCAUACAAUCCAUCGGCAUUCAGGACUUUCCCCACAGGGCAAUAUAUUGACGCAUCUGGUAUACCAAUCGAUCAACUCGGUCAUCUGCAAGGUGUCCCCCUAA